GGGUUUUUGUAAAAGCGAUUUGAAACGCUUUGGACUUCAGUGUGUCGGAGCUAACUGGUCCAAGUGUUUGCGUCGUUUAAAAAAGUUUUUGCGACGAAAACUGAAAAAAAAAAAAAAAAAAAAAAAAAUUUCACCCGUAAGGAAUGUAAUCUCCUAUGUCGAGGCCUCAAUUUUCAUGCUCUGUGCAAGUGUUUGUGCAAGUAACAAUUUUAAUUCAGAGAACGUAAGACUAUUUGUGUGAGUGGCCACUUCUGGUCAAAGGAAGAGGGCCACAGUCUGAGCGUGGGUGCCUGUAAUCGAUGGGUUGAGAACGCGAAAGUGUUUUUUCAUUUUUGAAAACCAAGGUGUAUAGCUUACCGAUGAGCCAUGCUAAAGGUCGUAGGCGCCUCGUGGCUGCAAACCCGCAUCUCCACCUAUCUUCUCAUUGGUGUUGCCAUUUUGGGCAUCGGUGCCAUUAUCUUCGGCGAGUUUGGACAUGUUGAACACGAUGGAACGUAUGCGGCGACUGCUUUUUGGCGGCAAAACAUUCAUCAAUUUGAAUUCUGGGGACAAGGAAAUGAUCUGUCAACAAUUCCCAUGGGUGCUGCACGUGCUUAUUACAAAUCUGCAAUACCAGAAACAGGAUGGUCCAUCUUGGAAAUAGAAACAUCGAAAGAUUAUCCAGACGAGGUUCAAGCUUAUGCAGCGGGUUGUUUAGAGGGUAGCUUAACGUGGCAGUUAAUCUAUCAACAUUGGUAUAAUACUGUGCGAGCAGCAUGCGCACCAAGAUCAGCGCUUUGUGUAAAAAUGCGUAAAUAUCUGCGUGAGAAUAGCGAAAAAGCCAUUGAAAAUGCUCAACUUUUGAAAGACGAGGAUCCAUAUUGGCAUCUGGUAAAUUUAUUCUAUCGUCAACUAAGAGGCUUGGAGGCAGGUUGGAAAUUAGCUGUUAAUAAAAUUCAUCAAUCAGUUGAAAUAGAAACAGAGGAUUUUCUUUGGAUGGCAAUGGCGUCUGAUUUGCCCGAUUUAGAGAGAGCACACAAUGGUUCGGAAAAUUUGGCAGGAUCAUAUGGAAUGAUUUUUUUAAAAGCAUUACAACGUGAACAUUUUGAACCACUCAUUGCAUUGGUGCACAACACCGGCGCACCUUACACCAAAAUGCUGAGGCUUAUAAAAAGAUACAAAUUCGCUUAUCAUAUGUCAUCAAAAAAAGGUGCAGAAUUAGUACCAAGUAAUUCCGUGGUUAUGACAUCAUAUCCAGGUGCAUUGUCAUCGCAAGAUGAAAGUUACAUCGUUAGUGGAAAAGAGAGAGAAUUAAUUGUAGCUGGAACGCCAUUAACAAUUAGUAAUCGUAAAUUAUGGAAUCGUCUCAGUACAAAAGAGCAUGUUAUGUCACCGGCAACAAUAAUGGCGGCAAAUUUUCUCUCAACAAAUAGUGAUAAUUGGUCGAAUGUGAUGACAUUAAAAAAUAGUGGAACUGCCAAUCGUCAAUGGGUAAUUUUUGAGCCACAAAAAAAUAUCGUUAGGCUAUUUGAACAAAUUCCGGGAAUUACUGAGUCAAUUGAUUAUACGAAAAAAUUUAUGGAAAUGGGAUUUUUAGUUUGCACUGGCGUGCCAAUUAUACAGGAAAUAAAAGACUAUGCAAAUUUUGAAUUGGCAGAAGCCGUUUUACGUGCCACUGAGGUGGAAAAGCAUCAAAAAAACAUGACAACCGUCGAAGAUGUGAGAAAAUUAAUGCGAGGAUGUAGACACGAGGUUGAAUCAAUAACCGAUGAAAACGAAGAUUUCAAAUGUAAUUGGAAUUUUAGUGAGCAACAAUUAUUUUCCUAUAGAGGUGAUCUUGAUGAUAAAUCGAGACCAGUUGGUGUAAUUGAUUCGAAAAUUUUUCUAUCCGAUCUCGAUGGUCUCGAUGCAUUUGAAGCGACAUCUGGACCAGCAUUUUUAAAUUUCAAUCAAGCUUUUAAUUGGUCUAAUUCAUUUCCAAAUAUUUCACAUGUUGGACAACCGAAUAUUUUUCAAUUUGAUAGUGUCUCACCCAAGUGGGUUUGGAUAUAAUUUUUUUUUUAAAUGCAAUAUUUUUUCUUUUUAGGCUGUGUUCACAAUGGGCGUUAUAGGUUAGUCUAUUGUGAAUGCAGCUUAAUGUGUUUUAAAUAAUCUGUUUUUUCAAUUCACUAUUUUUUUAACAGUUUUUAAAUUGAGAAGUUUUUAAAAUCAAUUUUUACAAUUGAAAUUAUAUAAUGGACAUUGAAUUCAUAUUUAGGAAUUCUAACCUCAAAAAUAGUGUGUUUUCUUUGAAUCUCGUUUAUGAAAUUAUUUCUGAACUUUUUUUACUAGACAAAUGUUUAAAUUCACUUUUUAUCUAUUGAAAAUGUUGCAUGUGAAUAAUUAUAAUGAUUUUUAAUAUUUAUAAUAUGAAAAAAAAAUUCUGAGGUGAGAGAUUACAAAUUUGACAAAAGCACAACAAAAUAGUUGUGUAGCUCCAUAAAAUAUUAUAUGUAUUAUUGUUUUUUUUUCAUUUAUAUAUUUUUUUGUAUUUUUGAAAUAUUUAAAUUUUUUUUACAUGAAUCUCUUUUUUUUGAGGUUAAGAACAAUUUUUUGUGUAUAAAAUAUCAUUUUUUUUUUUUAGAAGACUGUUGUUUUUAAUAACAAUAGUUUUAUCGAUUCCAAUUUUUUGAAACUUCGUUUUUGUCGGAUAAUAUUUUCGAAAUGUUUUAGUAAUUUUUUUUUAAAUGUAGUUUUUUCAAAUUUCAUCGAGACAUAUGUAUACCUUUAUGUAUAGCUGGCUCAUAUGUUAGCCACCUGUGGUAAUUUUUUUUACAAAAAAAAAUUAUAUAAAUUGUUUUGUGAAAUAAA
Leptopilina boulardi is the source of this 2829-nucleotide messenger RNA. It is a transcript of the gene lama, whose product is annotated as putative phospholipase B-like lamina ancestor. Gene Ontology annotation, molecular function: glycerophospholipase activity. Lineage: Eukaryota; Metazoa; Arthropoda; Insecta; Hymenoptera; Figitidae. Gene Ontology annotation, cellular component: extracellular region. The transcript has 8 exons. The coding region runs from base 367 to 2031 and encodes 554 amino acids. The record is from RefSeq and is a predicted model, not a curated record. Gene Ontology annotation, biological process: phospholipid catabolic process.